AAACUGAAACAAAGACGGAGAGACCCAUACAUCUCGCGUCCCUGAAUGACGACCAGCCCUCUUGUCCGGCAAUGCGUCAAUCUCCUCCUCCACUCCAAGAACUCCUCAAACCCGCUUCCUCCCGCCAACGCCGCCCAGCUCCACGCCGUCCUCCUUACGUCUGGGUACCUCCACUACCGCAGCCUUGGUCUCCUCUUCUUAUCGUACUGUGCCUGCGGCCGCCCCUUCCAUGCCCACAACCUGCUCUCUCAAAUGUCUCAUCCACCCUCGGUUUCCUUCUCCAACACCCUCCUCCGUUCCUACACCGGCCUCGGCUUCCACCGCGAGGCCCUUGUCCUCUACUCCCAGAUGCGCGCCUUCGACCACCUUACCUUCCCCUUCGCCGCCAAGGCCUGCGGCGGCCUCCGCCUCUGCCGCCAUGGGCGCGCCGUGCACUGCCGCGCGGUCGCCGCUGGCUUCGGCGGUGACACGUACGCGCAGAACUCUCUAGUUUCCAUGUACAUGAGCUGCGGAGACGUGGUCGCGGCGGAGGCGGUGUUCGGCGCGAUGCAGAACCGGACAGUCGUGUCGUGGAAUACGAUCAUUACCGGGUGCGUCAAGAACGGCCGCGCAGAGAGGGCGUUGGAGGUGUUUGAGAAGAUGGUGGGUGGUGGCGUCGGCAUUGACCGUGCCACGGUUGUGUCAGUGCUGCCAGCUUGUGCGCAAGCCAUGGACUUGAGCACCGGAAGAACCGUGCAUCGGUUGGUUGAGGAGAGUGGCUUGGGGGCCUAUGUCGCUGUGAAGAAUGCAUUGAUCGACAUGUAUGGUAAGUGCGGGAGCUUGGAGGAUGCAAGGAGGGUGUUUGAUGACUGCAAAUAUAAUAAGGAUGUUGUUUCUUGGACGGCAAUGAUUGGUGCGUGCGUGCUGAAUGACCGCGCUGGCGAGGCCUUGGCUCUUGGUUGUGAGAUGCUGAUGACCAGUGAAGCAUGGCCCAAUGGAGUGACCAUGGCGUAUCUGCUCUCAGCUUGUGCCAGCUUGCCGUCAGGGAAGCAUGCCAAGUGCACGCAUGCGUUGUGCAUUAGACUUGGGCUUGUAUCAGACAUUGUUGUUGAGACUGCACUUGUUGACAGUUAUGCAAAAUGUGACCAUACGAAGAUGAUAGAGAUGAUGGUCGAGAAAGGAUCGCGACGGACAGAAACGUGGAACGCAGCAAUCUCUGGUUAUACUCACAGAGAACAGGAGGAGAAAGCUAUACAGCUGUUUAAACGGAUGUUUGCAGAAUCAGUGCGCCCAGAUUCUGCAACAAUGGCAAGCGUCCUCCCAGCCUACGCAAAAUCCGCGGGCCUGGUACAAGCGAAGAACAUCCACUGCUGCUUACUGACUCUCGGAUUUCUUGGGAGUACAGAGAUUGUCACCGGUUUGAUCGAUGUGCAUGCCAAGGCCGGUGACUUGGAGGUGGCAUGGGCGCUGUUCCAGUGGUUACCUGAAAAGGACGUUGUUGCGUGGACUACGGUUAUUGCCGGGUAUGGCAUGCACGGACAUGCCCGAACUGCCAUCCUGCUGUAUGACAGGAUGGUGGAGUUGGGGGUGAAGCCGAACGCUGUCACCAUCGCAUCCUUGAUGUACUCUUGCAGCCAUGCUGGCAUGAUAGAUGAAGGCCUUCGGCUGUUCGACGACAUGCGUAACGUCCAUGGCCUGAUGCCAAAUGCCGAGCACUACUGGUGCCUGGUUGACAUGCUUGGGCGUGCUGGGAGGAUCGAGGAGGCGUACCGUCUCAUUGAAGACAUGCCAUUCGAGCCGAGUACCUCAGUGUGGGGUGCUCUGCUGGGUGCCUGUGUUCUACACGAGAAUGUUGAGUUUGGGGAGAUUGCAGCAAAGCAUCUGUUGGAGCUUGAGCCCGAGAACACCGGGAACUAUGUGCUCCUUGGGAAGGUAUAUGCCACUGCUGACAGAUGGGGCGAUGUUCAGGAUCUCCGGAGAAUGAUGGCGGAAAGGGGUCUUUGCAAAGCACCGGGAUCUAGUGUAGUUGAUGCGAGGUCUGAAUCGUGCCAGACCUCAAUGCAGUAGAACUGUAAGUCUUAUGCUUGUGCCAAGACAGAGCAAAACGAUUAUUUUAUGUGUAUAUGUCAUCAGUUGGGAAAGCCGUAUCAAA
Molecule: messenger RNA, 2131 nt
Organism: Phragmites australis (common reed)
Lineage: Eukaryota; Viridiplantae; Streptophyta; Magnoliopsida; Poales; Poaceae
Product: pentatricopeptide repeat-containing protein At5g39350-like
Exons: 1
Coding region: 46-2046 (666 amino acids)
Biological process (GO): RNA modification
Molecular function (GO): RNA binding; protein binding
Source: RefSeq, a predicted model, not a curated record